Wasmannia auropunctata (little fire ant) is the source of this 603-nucleotide messenger RNA. RefSeq lists its product as uncharacterized. NCBI's taxonomy places the organism in Eukaryota, Metazoa, Arthropoda, Insecta, Hymenoptera, Formicidae. The coding region runs from base 112 to 429 and encodes 105 amino acids. The record is from RefSeq and is a predicted model, not a curated record. The transcript is spliced from 2 exons.
GAGAUCAGAAAAAGGACUAAAACAAUGAUACGAUCAAGACACAAGUUCAAGGUUAACUUCAAUAACUUCAAAAAUGGCACAGGACAGUAAAAUUCAAUAUCAUGUUAUUGAAUGGAGGCGCUAUCAAGAAAAUAUGAACGUUUGACAUUUGGAAGUAGGUUAUAUCUCCGGAGAGAACUGUACAGUAUUCAUUAUCGUAAUGGAUCUAUGAGCAGUCACGUCGACGCAAUUAUGGAAGUAGUCGGUUUGUUACGCAGAUCAGGAAGGCUUCCCGAAGACGAGGAAAUCGUCACGGUUUUAUUGGUGAGUUUAUCAGAUUCAUACUCAAGAUUUAUGACAGUGUUUGAGGGAAGAAACGAGGCAGAUUUGACGAUUGAAUACGUAACCGGAGAGAUAUUGAACGAGUAUCAGAGGCAUAGAAAGCGGUGAGUCAAACAAUAAAAAUUUUGAAGUGGUACUUCAGUCGGCAGGUGCGAAUACUAAGAAUAAAGAUCAUAUUAUUUUAUAACUGCCCAUCCUGCGUAGCGAACCACGUAGGCGCUACUGGAUUUUUCCAUCACUCUUGGGGCGACCGACUUUUGCGAAUAUAUUGGAUAGUAAUGU